This is a messenger RNA of Drosophila serrata, 725 nucleotides long. It is a transcript of the gene mRpS34, whose product is annotated as mitochondrial ribosomal protein S34. The record is from RefSeq and is a predicted model, not a curated record. Gene Ontology annotation, cellular component: mitochondrion. NCBI's taxonomy places the organism in Eukaryota, Metazoa, Arthropoda, Insecta, Diptera, Drosophilidae. Gene Ontology annotation, molecular function: structural constituent of ribosome.
GGUGUUAUCGAUAAUAACAUCGAUGUGCUUGCCGCUGUAACUAUUUUUGUUUUUUUGUGCAAUUUUCCAUUAAAUUUAAUUAAAACACGUUAAGUAACCGGCAAAAAUGGCCCAAAAAGUUAUUAAGUUCAUCGGCCGAACCACGGAUUUCCGCGGCAACACUCUUUGGGAGCUGGUGUCGGACCUGCCGAACUGGGGAGUGGGCCGCAUGCUCAUACGUAACAUGUUCCAGCGCUAUCCGGAGCCGUGCUACAUGCGGAUCCUGAAGGUGCAGGCCGUGGAUGAGCAGCCGGGCGAGGUGAGGAAGGUACGGGUUACCGUGGAGAAGACCUGGCGGGGCGUCAAGCAGGCAAAGCCGGUGGAGAUCUACAGCACCAGUUACAAGGCAGACUACGAACUGGUGCCGGAAGACCAGGAGGCAAAGUAUCUGAACAACACCAAGAAACUGGAGCCGGUGGUGUUGCCCACAAAAAUCGACCUGCCGCCACUGCUACGCGAGUACGUGACCGAGGAGACUGGCGAACGCAAUCCCCAGAUGAAGGUUCACUUCAAGCUAACCCACAACAAACUGGCCAGAUUGGCGCAGGAAGGCGAGAAACCCUCUGUGAGCUUUGGCGUGAGCCUGGGACAGCCGAAACCCGUUAGCACCAAGCUUUACGAGGGAUUGUUAUAGGACUGAGAAGCUGUUAAAAUAUUAAAUACAUUUAAUUUACACAUAAACUUAA